This is a messenger RNA of Phyllopteryx taeniolatus (common seadragon), 2336 nucleotides long. Its product is annotated as ETS-related transcription factor Elf-2-like. Gene Ontology annotation, biological process: regulation of transcription by RNA polymerase II; cell differentiation. The record is from RefSeq and is a predicted model, not a curated record. NCBI's taxonomy places the organism in Eukaryota, Metazoa, Chordata, Actinopteri, Syngnathiformes, Syngnathidae. Gene Ontology annotation, molecular function: DNA-binding transcription factor activity, RNA polymerase II-specific; sequence-specific DNA binding. Gene Ontology annotation, cellular component: nucleus. Bases 383 to 2038 code for a protein of 551 amino acids. The transcript is spliced from 9 exons.
UAGUCGCUGCGAUAUCGUCGUUCCUGUGGGUUGUCCGCGUGACGUCAUAGCAGUCGACGCUUUGACCCGUUCAGCGACGAGACUGCGCGCCGGAAAGCUCCUCGAUCGCAAAGAACGGACCCAAAUCAAAACAGAAGUAACGCAUGCAGACGACUUUGUGAUCCGGAUUGAAAGUGGCUUUUGAGGAUCGUCUGCAAACUGUUUGGAUUGGCAAACCACUGUUUAGUCAAGUGAAAUUGAACAUUUUUGCCCUGGCAAUUUACGGCUAAAUCAGGCCCAGGUAGCGUUAGCUGUGGAGCGCCCUUUUCGUUUGCACUGAAACGCAAGGAAUGAGUGAUGACCUCUGUGGUGGUGUCCGAUGGAGGAGGGAAUGUAGUGGAGUAUGUCACUAUGGUGGAGGAGCCUCAACAAGUAUGAAAGUCCCCACAACUGCUGUGAUGAGAUUCAGUUAACGUGUGAGCAGCAGCCCGCUGAGGAGCAGGAGGAAGAUGACGAAGUCAUUCAGCAGGAUGUAGAUGCGGUGAUUAUGGGAGGAGGUGUGGAGGCGGAGGAGGAUGAUGAAGUAAUUCAGCAGGAGGUAGAGGCAGUGAUUGUGGAAGGAGGUGAGGAGGUGGAGGAGACGGGAGGUGUGGUGGUGCAGGAGGAUGGCUGCCCUGCUGUGAUCGUGGAGGAGGUGACUAGUGCCCAAGUGGAGGAGUGUUACUCUGCACAGGUUCUGGUCUAUGAUGACGGCACUUACCUGAUGCAGGAUGUGGCUGAGGAGCAGGAGGUUGUCACAGAAGUGGCCGAGACUGUGGAGAUGUCGGAUCAUGACCUGGUGUGUUUUGAUAAAACUUUUGAAGCAGCAGAAGCUCUUCUGCAUAUGGAGUCUCCUGGAGGGUUGCAUGACCGGAACACGGCAGAAGAUGUGAUGAUGGAGACAGUAGUGGAGGUUUCGACGGAGUGUGGACCCAUUGAGGAGGAGGAAUCCUUCCCCAUCCCACCUGAUUGUGAGCCUGUUACCAAAAAGAAGAGAGGAGGUGGACGUAAGAAGAUGCACCAACCUACAUCUAAUGGCUCCUUUGACCUGGGGAUUAAGAAGAGACAGAGGGAAGGAAAAGGCAAUACCACCUACCUGUGGGAAUUUUUGCUGGAGCUGUUGCAGGACAAAAACACAUGUCCUAGAUACAUUAAGUGGAUGCAGAGGGAAAAAGGUAUCUUCAAAUUGGUCGACUCCAAGGCUGUGUCCAAACUUUGGGGAAAACACAAGAAUAAGCCCGAUAUGAAUUAUGAAACAAUGGGCCGAGCCCUAAGAUAUUAUUACCAGCGUGGCAUACUUGCCAAGGUGGAGGGUCAGAGGUUGGCCUACCAAUUCAAAGACAUGCCAAAGAACAUUCGGGUAAUUGAGGAUAAUGAUGAAGGGGAAGACAGCGAAGGCAUGUGGUCAAGUCAGCAGGGUCCUGAAAUCCUGGGGACCACCACCACUGCUGCCUACCACUCUCAGCAAACCUAUGUCACAAUCAUCCCCAACAGCACCACCACCAGACCCAUUCAUGCCAUGCCUGUGGUAAUGACGAACGCUCUUGGUCAAGUGACAUUAAACUCUUCCUCAAUCCUAACCACUACUGCAGGAGCCCCAGUUCCGGUAGCUAGCACUAGUGCACCCCCAAAAUUGGUCAUCCAGACGCUGCCCACGAUGCUGCCGUCUGGUUCAAAAACAGGUGAGAAAAUAACAAUCAUCACUAUCCCAGCCAACCAGCUGGCCACGCUCAUGCAGGCAAAUCCGUCAGCCCAGGUGACCCAGCUCGUACAGGCCAAACCUGUCACUACGCAUAUAGCUCAUGCUGUCACAAAGUCAGCGACAACCCCUACCGUCCCUCUAGCAGCAGGCACACCAGUGCCACAGCUCAUCCUAGCCAAACCACAGUUCUCUGUGCAACAUGUCCAAAGUCCCACCAUACUAAAGAAGCCCUCCAGCAGUCAGCCAGAGGCAGAACAAUCAGAGGUCCCGUGCCUCUCAAGUCAACCAGCAGCGCCAGAAGAAAGCCCAGCCUCCUGAGAAGUCAAACCUAAGCUGGGAUGGGGUUGUGGGAAAUGACAGACUGUAAAUGCUGCCGAGGAAGGCUAGUUCUAUCUAACCCGUCCCCACAACAGAGCACUCCUCUUUGACUGGCACAGGCUGCUCUCACUGUGGACAAAUUGAAACCCCCUCAGAAAAGGAAUGCAAUUAAGCUCAAAGAAGACGAGCAGCCUUAGAUUGUAAAUGAAAAAACUCCCAUUUGCAAUCACACAGUAUAUAAACUCUCAGCAAAGACUUUAUAAAUGGAAAUUAAAUGUACAGAGCAUUUUGAUACGCA